AUGAAGGGUUCCAUUAUCGCCGCCGCAGCCAUGGUGGGCACCGCCAUGGCUGACGGUCACUUGCACCGUCGCCAUGAUGCUAUUCACCAGCGUCGCGCUGAAUCGUCCUCUGUGGCUGUUUCUUCCUCCGUGGCCGUUUCUUCGUCUGCUGCUGUUUCUUCCAUUGCUCUCUCUGCACCUGCCGCUGCCGACACUUGCGAUUGUAUCACCAAGGUUAUCACCCACUACGGUUCCCCCACUCUGGUGCCUAUCGUGCAGACCUCGACUCCCGAGUCUACUACUACCUCGACCAGCACUGUUCACGCAACCAGUACUGCCACUUCUGUAGUGACUGUUACUCCCACUGAAAGUGUCACUUCUUCGUCCGUGGCUGCUGUUACUACCCCGUCUGUGGACCUGCCCACUGGUGCGGUCACCAGCUUCUCUGAGACUGGAACCUACACCAUUCCGGCCACCACCAUCACUGUGACCGAGUCUACCACUGCUGCUGCUGCCGCUACCACCUCGGUGACUGCUGGCACCUACACCCUCGGUCAGACCACCACCGUUGUCGAGACCGAGACUACAGUGAUCUGCCCCUAUGCCACCACCUCGGCCAGUGGCACCACCGUGACCAGUGUCAUCGAGUACACCACCUACACUUGCCCCGGUGCUGGCACCUACACCGUUGUCCCCGGUACCACCACCACAGUUCCCGCUGACACUGUUCUUGUGUACCCCACCCCGACCACCAUUGCCCCCGGCACCUACACUCAGCCGGAGACUACCAUCACUGUGACCAAGACUGACUAUACCUAUGUCUGCCCCUUUGCCACUAGCACCAGCACCCUGGCCUCGAUCUCUGUUGCCGUUCUCCCGACCAGCACCUCGACCAUUGUUGCCGCCGUCUCGACUGCUAAGUCUGAGACCUCCACUGUUGCUGCUUCUACCAGCACCGCCUCCACUUACACCGAUGGCGCUCUCACUGGUAAGGAUGCGUAUGGUCUGACCUUCUCUCCUUACACUUCCGCCGGCGCCUGCAUGACCAAGGCCGAGGUCCUCUCCAACAUGAAGCUCAUCAAGAAGAAGGGAUUCUCCAUCGUCCGUGUCUACUCAACCGAUUGCAGCUCCCUGGAGUUCAUUGGUGAUGCCGCCAAGACUCUUACCAUGAAGAUGAUCCUCGGUGUGUUCAUCGAGGCCUCCGGUACUUCGGUUGCUCAGGAGCAGGUCAACGACAUCGUCGCCUGGGCUGAGUGGGACCUUGUUGACUUCAUCGUUGUCGGUAACGAGGCUAUCUCCAGCACAUACGUCUCUGCUGCCACUCUCGCCAGCUUCAUCACUUCGUCCAAGUCCGCUUUCACCGCCGCUGGUUUCACUGGCCAGGUCACCACCGCCGAGCCCAUUAACAUCUGGGAACAAUAUUCCUCCACCCUUUGCGGCGUCGUUGACAUCGUCGGUGCCAACCUCCACCCCUUCUUCAACUCGGACACCACCGCCGAAGAGGCCGGUACCUUCCUUACCAGCGAGUUCGCUGUCCUUAAGAACCUCUGCAACAAGGAUGUUGUCAACCUUGAGACUGGCUGGCCCAUGAAUGGUACCGCCAACGGUGUUGCCGUCCCUAGUGUUGCCAACCAGGAUACCGCUUUGAAGGCCAUUGCCAAGGCUGUCGGUGGCAAGUCCGUCUUCUUCUCAUACGCCAACGACGCCUGGAAGGACCCCGGUGCGUACGAUGUUGAGCGGUACUGGGGAUGUGCCGACGUCUUCUCCGAUCCCUCGUCUUAA
Penicillium taxi is the source of this 1761-nucleotide messenger RNA. It is a transcript of the gene btgE, whose product is annotated as putative cell wall glucanase (Scw11). The record is from RefSeq and is a predicted model, not a curated record. Gene Ontology annotation, molecular function: 1,3-beta-glucanosyltransferase activity; glucan endo-1,3-beta-D-glucosidase activity. Gene Ontology annotation, biological process: cell wall organization. The transcript has a single exon. Lineage: Eukaryota; Fungi; Ascomycota; Eurotiomycetes; Eurotiales; Aspergillaceae. Gene Ontology annotation, cellular component: extracellular region; cell surface; fungal-type cell wall. The coding region runs from base 1 to 1761 and encodes 586 amino acids.